AGCAAAGCGAGGUUGAAACCAUUGCACAUGCUCAGACGGCGGGGCCGUAAAGCUACAUUGCAUGUUACGAACAAAGCGAAUGUCUUUGCUAACUAUUCACGGACGAUAAACGCACAUUUGCUGUACAUAUAGAACUAACUAUACCCACUAUUAUUGGAGUUAAGUGGGUGUUCGGUUCCUGACUAUGUCAACAGCCGACGAUUCACGUUACAACGAUCACGAUGACCGAGUUGGAGGACAAAAGGUUCGCAACCGUAAAGGCAGAGGGCCUUUCAGGGCCCCUAUGUAUAGUGACCAGGGGCCAGUAGGGCCAAGACCAAGACAUCGUGGUAGCCAAAGAGGCGGCGGCGGCCCGGGACCCAGAGCGAGAUUCGACGAUGAGGAUGGAGAUGUGGCAAUGGCGGACAGCAACUCCCAAGAUGGAUCCUCCCAACACAGAUUUAACCCUUAUGGAAGGCCAAAUCGGCGUGGUGACGACCGAUUUGACCGGGGCCGCAGAGGUGGUGGAGGAGGUCACAGGGGUCGUGGGAAUAACAAAGGAGGGGAUGGAGGUGGAGGUGGCCGCAAGAACUGGUUCAAGAUGUCUGUCCCCUAUGGAAAGAAAUACGACAAAGACUGGCUGAUAACAGCACUGCAGAAUAUCUGCUCCAUGCCCUUCACCCCAGUACAUUACCACGUAGAGGGAAACCGAGCAGAGUUCUUUAUUGACGAUUCCACGACUGCGAAUGCCUUGUUUAAGGUAUCACGGAAGAUCACUGACAAAGAGGGCUACAAGGUGACUGUACUGAUGAAUCCCUGUCCUCCACCCUCCUUUCUUCAGUCUGAACUAAAGCCAGCUGAUCUGGAGCACCUGAAGCAAUGCAUGGCUAAACGUUUUGAUGGCUCUCAACAAGCGCUGGACUUGAACAACAUCCGGAUAGACCCAGACCUGGUGUCCCAGAACAUUGAUGUGACUUUGAACAGAAAGAACUCCAUGCGUGCUGUUAUUAAGAUAAUUGAGGAGAAUAUUCCAGAGCUUGUUUGUCUGAACCUUAGCAACAACAAGCUAUUUAGGCUGGAUGACCUGUCAGAGCUGGUCAACAAGGUUCCCAACCUGAAGACACUCAACCUUUCUCAUAACGAGUUAAAGACAGAGCGCGAGCUGGACAGGAUCAAGGGUCUUAAGCUGGUGGAGUUAUGGCUGGAGAGGAACCCCCUUUGUGACUAUUUCAAGGACCAGGCUUCAUACAUCAGCGAGGUGAGAGAGAGGUUCCCCAGGCUUCUCAAACUGGACGGUCAGGAUCUCCCCCCGCCCAUAGUCUUUGAUGUGGAGGUGACUCCUGCCGCCCUUCCACCUUGCAAGCCCAGCUACUUCUGCUCUGAAGAGAUCAAGACUCCCAUCGUUGGCUUCCUACAACAAUACUACAGUGUGUAUGACUCCGGAGACAGACAGCCUUUGUUAGAUGCCUACCACGAUGGAGCAACCUUCUCCUUGAGCAUGCCCUUCACCAUGCAGAACCCGUCUAGGUGCAGUCUUGGAGAUUACCAUAAAGACAGUCGCAACCUGAAAAAGCUCAAGGAUCCAACCACACGAUUCCGCUUACUGAAGCACACUCGUCUGAAUGUGGUGGCUUUCCUGAGCGAACUGCCCAAAACGCAGCAUGACACUGCAUCUCUAAUUGUGGACGUCAACACCUUCACCAACACAUUACUGUCGUUCACGGUCACUGGAGUGUUCAAGGAAGUUGAAGGUAAAUCCCGCGACUCUGUGAGAGCUUUCUGUCGGGUGUUUGUCACAGUGCCAGCUGGAGGGACAAGUCUUUGCAUAGUGAAUGACGAGCUGUUUGUGCGCAAUGCUACGACUGAGGAGAUCCGCCGGGCCUUUGUGGCACCUGCCCCCACCCCAUCCAGCAGUCCUGUCCCCACCCUCUCAGCCCCCCAGCAAGAGAUGCUCUCUGCCUUCUCACUGAAGUCUGGCAUGAAUCUUGAAUGGUCCCAGAAGUGCCUACAGGACAAUGAGUGGGAUUUCAACCGGGCAGGGCAGGUCUUCACAGACCUCAAGGCUCAUGGAAAGAUCCCAGAUGUCGCUUUCAUAAAGUGAACAGGAAUGGCUGUGAAGCUUUUUAAUUAUUGUCAUUGGUCUUAUUUCUGUUGAUUCUUAUGCAGUUAUCCUCCUGGAUUACAAGAUCACAUACUUCAUUAUUUGUAUAAUUAAACAUGAUUUAACGUGUUCAAAUAGGCUUGUUAUUUCAUCACACCGAACAUCUUCCUAAUAUUGAGUGGCAGCCCCCAUUUUGCUCUCAGAACAGCAUGGACUAUGCUAGCCCAUGUUGGCUGGAUUUCCUUUGGGUGGUGGGAAACGGAGUGUGAAAAACCCAGUAUUGUUGCACCUACUACCAUACCCUGUUCAAAGGCGCUUUUGUCCUGCCCAUUUACUCAGAAUGGCACACACAGCUGUCAAGGCUUACAAAUGUUUGAACUUGUCUACACUGAAGUGGAUUUAACAAGUGAAAGCUAUGAUCAACCUCAGAAGAAGAGCCAGUGUUCCUAAUGUUUUGAAUGGAAGUAGUUUUGCGUUACGUUGAUUGCAAACAUUAUGAACUUACAAGGAUUCAAAAGAACUGCCAUGCCUUUUACUUAACAGCAUAUCAGAAUCAAAUAAUGUAAGCGAUUCAGACAAGGUUAUUGCUCUUGCAGGAAAUUUUAUUAGGUAACAGAUUUGAAAGUAUACAGAAAGGAUUUAAUUGUGCGUUUAAAUUCGGCUUCUCUCUUGCCUCUGGGAUAAUUUUUAGACAAUCUCUCUGAGCAGCCAGUAAUGACGUCAAGUAGGACUGCCCUACCAUCAUCCAUAAA
This is a messenger RNA of Oncorhynchus masou masou (cherry salmon), 2832 nucleotides long. Its product is annotated as nuclear RNA export factor 1-like. Lineage: Eukaryota; Metazoa; Chordata; Actinopteri; Salmoniformes; Salmonidae. Gene Ontology annotation, cellular component: nucleus; cytoplasm. The record is from RefSeq and is a predicted model, not a curated record. The coding region runs from base 185 to 2080 and encodes 631 amino acids. Gene Ontology annotation, molecular function: RNA binding; protein binding. Gene Ontology annotation, biological process: poly(A)+ mRNA export from nucleus. The transcript is spliced from 21 exons.